UGAUUUUCUGAUUGUUGGCUGUGUAAGGUGUUUCUGAAUAAAUGUCAGUCAAAUUUCAAGUUUUAUUUUCAGAACUUCAUAAGCAGAGAGUCGAGUGAAAAUACUACAAUUCCUUAAUGGAUGAUAAAUUUAUGGAGUACAUUAUAAAUUCACCAGCCUUCAAAGAAAGUGGCAAAUAUCCUGUGAAAGAGAUCAAUUUCAAGAAAAAUUAAAAGCUUCAUUAAUGAUAAUCUGUUUGCAGAACCUCUGUAUAUUGUUGUUGUGAAAGAGUAAUACUGCUGUCAGAUUGUCAUGAUUAUAUGGCUGGCAAUAAUUUUCAGGUAAGACGCCUUCUUCUGUUAACCCUCCCACGCUGUAAGUGUGACGCUCGGACAACAAGACAAUAAGGAAGUGGGGGUUGUCCCGUCAAACCACAUCUUUAGUAAGGGGAUGUCUCGUAAAGGCUUCUUCAAAAUUGAAGAAGCCUUUGGUGGUUCAGAAGAGUCAGCCAUGUCAGCCCCUGUGCCCACGCAGCCCCAUAAAGACCCUCUGCUGCAGCUGGUGUCCCUGCAGAAAGCUUCUGGCAGCUGGAGGCUUGAUGAAGAUCUGGCUGCUGUGCUGGGAAAGACCAAAGAGGAGGUGGAAAAGGCAAAACCAAAAUUGGUCAACAAUGAAGUGUGGGCCUCCAUUCUGGCUCUGAUUUGGCUUCAUGGUUUUAAGAUGGAUGCAAAGGAGGAGUGGGAGCUUCUGUCUAUGAAGGCUGCAUCAUGGAUUAAAGCUCAGAACGCUCCAUGUCAGUCAGAUUGUGUUGAAGCUGGAAAUAAACUGUUGGGUUGCAGCGUGAAGAAAGAAGCUCUGAGCCUCUGAGGUUUUCCAUGAACAGGCUUCAGCUUUACUAUGAAAACUAUGCUGCAUUUGUUGAGGAUGUAAUAGUUCAUUGCUGUUCUUUCUGUCUUUAGUUAUAAUGUUCAGCCUUUCUAUGGUUUAUGCAGAUGUUUUAAAAAGCAAAGACACCAAAGAUUUAUAAAUAUUAGUUAAAUGGUGAUUUUGUAACUAACUCAUAAGCUAGUUUUCUGGACCAGUUGCAGUCAGGUUUAUUUGUAAUGUACAUCUUGUCAAAUAAAGCACUGUACUUUUGAAUUAUAUUUAGUGCUUAACUAACAAACCUUUAAAAAAGAAUACAAAUGUUUAUACUCUAUCAGAAGGUAUCGCAUACUUUCAACCAUUUUGUUCUUCAAUUUAAACUCGAGAGUUAAGCAAGGAUGUUUUAAUCACAAAGUCCAGAUUAGGAGACAAUUUCAGAAGAGUCAACAAAAACUUGGUAUGCCAUGAACAUCUGCCUGUGAUACUAUAAUGACUAAAAUUUUACAUGUGCAAUUGAUUGUAACUUUGUCAUGAUGACACAACUGAUGCUUUAUGUAAAGCUCAGUGUUUUCACGUUGGCAGAAACACUUCGGUUUGCAUUCCACCACACAAUCUUGGAUGAGCUUGACAGACAUGCAAUGUUGACAAUAUAUCAUCAGAUUUACCCUGAAAAUUGUACUUUGACAUGCACACUUAAGUGUUAAGGUUACAUCCCUAAGUUGAGCUAAGUGUGUUCAGUGCUGGAUGGUGAAUGUCGCACUAAAUUUGUUCCAUUUGUGUGACUUUGUAAAAUUAAAACAUUUUCAGCAUUAA
Molecule: messenger RNA, 1656 nt
Organism: Poecilia reticulata (guppy)
Lineage: Eukaryota; Metazoa; Chordata; Actinopteri; Cyprinodontiformes; Poeciliidae
Source: RefSeq, a predicted model, not a curated record